CAAACUUGUUCCCGCGGAGCCCUUUAACUCGCUCACGUGUAGUUCCCUGACGCCUCUCCGCCGCCAUGGCGACGCGCCGGAAAUCCUCUUCGACCGCCGGAAAACCCGAGGAGAUUCUCUCCGAAGACCGGAAGGCCUCGCCUGAUGACCCUCCGUUGGCGUCUCCGAAGCUAGGGCUCAUCCUCUCCGCCUCCGCCCUCUUCUUCGCCCCUUUCUUCUACCUCCUCUUCUAUCACUACCAGAUCGAGCCCGAGUUGCGGCGAUCCAUCGCCAUCAGUGCUGCCAUGAGCUUCGGUGGCUUCGUCGUGGCCGUCAGGAUGAUCCCGGUAGCCGCCCGCUACGUAUUGAGAAGGAAUAUGUUCGGCUACGACAUCAACAAGAAGGGCACUCCUCAAGGGGCCAUCAAAGUGCCUGAGUCAUUGGGAAUUGUGAUUGGUAUUGUCUACUUGGUUAUUGCUAUUCUGUUUCAGCAUUUCAACUUCACAUCAGACUCCAGUUGGCUUGUCGAAUACAAUGCAGCACUAGCAUCUAUCUGCUUCAUGAUUCUUCUUGGAUUUGUUGAUGAUGUUCUCGAUAUUCCAUGGAGAAUAAAAUUGGUUUUGCCCUCAUUUGCAGCACUUCCCCUUUUGAUGGCAUAUGCUGGACAUACUACUAUAAUCAUACCAAAGCCUCUUGUUCAGUAUGUUGGAGUAGCAGUUCUGGAUUUAGGUUGGAUAUACAAGCUAUAUAUGGGCAUGCUAGCAGUCUUCUGUACAAACUCUAUAAAUAUACAUGCAGGGCUAAAUGGACUUGAAGCUGGGCAGACAGUCGUUAUAUCAGCUGCAAUUUUAAUACACAAUAUAAUGCAAAUUGGUGCAUCAGCGGACCCUGAAUAUAAACAGGCCCAUGCAUUCUCUAUUUACCUUGUUCUGCCUCUGCUGACUACUUCAUUAGCUUUACUUUCUUAUAACUGGUACCCUUCAUCGGUUUUUGUUGGUGAUACCUACACUUACUUUGCUGGAAUGGCUAUGGCUGUAGUAGGAAUACUUGGCCAUUUUAGUGAGACGCUCUUGCUUUUCUUCUUGCCUCAAGUUCUGAAUUUCCUGUACUCAUGUCCUCAACUUUUUAAGAUCAUUCCUUGUCCAAGGCAUCGCCUGCCAAGGUUUGAUCCUCAGACAGGACUUUUGACUGGGACGAAGGAUGGGACCCUUGUAAACCUAUUCCUAAGAUUGUUUGGCCGGUGCUCAGAGAAGUCGCUUUGCAUUAGACUUCUUAUUUUUCAGGCUUUGUCAUGCCUUCUAUGUUUCGGGUUGAGGCAUUUCCUUGCUGGAUGGUACAAAUGAGACCACUGUAAGCUACAUCCUUCCUUGCUGAUUUCAUUGAUAUCCAGGAAUUUUAGCAGAGCGGUAUCGGAAUUUUUGUAAUCUGGCUUGUAAUAUUAGAAACAGAAUGGCACAUUCGUUGUCAAUUUUUCCUCGGCCCAUGAGAUGCGUGGUUCUCUAAUUGGUCUGUGAUGAUUUAUACAAAUUAUCAUGCAGCUUGCCAGACAUGGUUGAGAUCAUUAAAAGCAUUUCACUUUAUUCA
This is a messenger RNA of Phoenix dactylifera (date palm), 1563 nucleotides long. It is a transcript of the gene GPT, whose product is annotated as UDP-glcnac-adolichol phosphate glcnac-1-p-transferase. Gene Ontology annotation, molecular function: UDP-N-acetylglucosamine-dolichyl-phosphate N-acetylglucosaminephosphotransferase activity. Gene Ontology annotation, biological process: dolichol-linked oligosaccharide biosynthetic process. The record is from RefSeq and is a predicted model, not a curated record. NCBI's taxonomy places the organism in Eukaryota, Viridiplantae, Streptophyta, Magnoliopsida, Arecales, Arecaceae. Gene Ontology annotation, cellular component: membrane.